This is a messenger RNA of Anopheles stephensi (Asian malaria mosquito), 13041 nucleotides long. RefSeq names its product ELAV-like protein 2. Gene Ontology annotation, molecular function: RNA binding. Gene Ontology annotation, cellular component: ribonucleoprotein complex. The record is from RefSeq and is a predicted model, not a curated record. NCBI's taxonomy places the organism in Eukaryota, Metazoa, Arthropoda, Insecta, Diptera, Culicidae. The coding region runs from base 2908 to 3948 and encodes 346 amino acids. The transcript has 6 exons.
CACCAAGCGAUACCGGCCAGUUCUCUCCGAUCUGCUGAAAAUGACGAGCGUCCUCCAGUACGCGUAGUAGCGCUUCGCUUUCUUCUGUACUUUUAACGCCGGUUGAAUGGUUGUUUAACGAAGGCAAACGCCGGAUGAGCCUGCAUUAGUUCGGGCAAACCAUACAUACGGCGAUAAGGCGAGAAAGCGUUGUUGUCCGGUGCGUUUACUGGUUCUUUUUUCGUUGUCAACUUUCACGGUGACUUCAAAGUCCUCAAGAGUAGGUGGGUUUUAAAGAGGCAGCAACAGAGGUGACUAGCCAGACCAACGAAAAAAAGUCUUUCAUUUCCUUUGCGGCCUGGUUCUUGUUCUGGUGUGCCCGCCUGCAAGAAGGAGCAGCUACGCGAGUGCGCAUUGCCAGCCCGGAACGUUGAAGGAAGAUAGGAAAAAAGCAAACCCCGUUCCGUCUCCGGUACGGUGUAUGGUGCUGGUGGUGCGAUCGAUUUUCAAAGUCCUUUCGCCGUGAACUGGGGUGCUAGAAUGAGAAGGGCCGAUAUAGAGCCCGUCCGGGAAUGGUGUAGUUUGUGCAGAGAAGUGAAACAAAAGUACGCCCUUACCCUUCGGGAACAACGGAACAUCGGUCCGUUCUGUCAGGAGAUUCGGUUCAAAUUUCACACCACACCAGUACUAGGGAUAUGUCUCCGUCUCUGUGUGUUUGUACCCUUUGAAGUGGAAGUUAUGUGUAUACCAGAGACUUUGGUUUACAGCGACGUAUUUCCUUGACAUAUAUACACAUACGGAAACUCACAUAAACACACAUACAACCAACGCAAGAUUAAGGGUUCUAUUACAAGCGCAUCAAGCAGAAACGGAAACGAUAAAAGCUCCUCGAAAUCCAAACGACGGAAUCUUUUCCAUUGCACGGAUUAUUCGUGUCAACGCGGAGCCAAGAGAGAUUGAAAAAAAUCAGCUUUCAGACUCAAAAAUCCGCAAGGAGGAACAAAACAAAAGCAACAGCAAACGAGACAAACAAUAUUUACAUAGGAAAUAGAAAACAUCACAAAGAGGAAAACAAAAUAAGAGCCGGAAAAAAGGAACACCGUGAAGAAAAAGAUCAAUUGCUUCCUAUUUACAAAAUUAUCCUAGUAAAGAUUAAUUAUAUAAUCAAACAAAACAAGGCAAACAGCAAGUAUUAAACAACAAAAACUCACACACAAGCGCCAAGCUAGCGUCCAGGAGAUCUACUAAUCCCGGGAAAGAGAUAACAGUGUGCGAGUCCUUCUACCUGACUAAAUCCAAAACACAUCCUACAAAAUCAUCUACACACACACACACACACUCAGGACGACAACAGAGUCCAGGACUCCAGAACAGGAGAUCAACAAACCGACGACAACAACAAACACAAGGUGCAGAAUCCGGGACUCCGACUCCGGCUGGCCUUGCACACCCGGACUUCCAGCAGAUUGUAGCAGCAGCCAUCCAUACUCCAGCUCCAGCUCCAAAACCCGCACCGCACAGUACAGUUCCAACAGACACGCCAACAGCACACACCAAGGUACAGUGUGACAGCCGAUAGCCGAAGUGACAGCUGCACGACAAUCAACAUUAUAGCAUUCAAUCGAACCAAGAGUGAAAUUUAAAAGACAACAAAAGAAUCGUAGUAGGCGGACAACACGCGCACGCCGCUCCCGACAUAUUUUCUAUCGCCAUCCGCGCCCUCCGACCUCGUCUCCUCGUCCGGAAGCCGGUCCCGUGUUAACGCGAGAACCUUCCAUCGUGUGGGUGAAUAUUUCUGGAAGGCAACACCCCGGAACCAGAAGCAGCUUCCCAGGCGUGUGCGCGCUCGUGUGUGUAGUGUGUAGAGGGAAUCUACGUGAAGACGAAGAAGCAAUAACCCUGCAGUAUUCAUUCCAAACGGUACCAACCAAACAAAAACUCCCCAAUAACCACCCCAAAAUCCCCGCCAAACAAAAGAAAAACUGAGCAGUGCAUGCAAUAAUUACACAGCAGCCAUUUUUGCAAAAUUUGGCCAAGAAUCUUAGGGAACCCGGAUCGGUUUUUCAGUAUCAUACACUAAAACUAGCACACAAGAACAAACAUUUACUCCCGUCGUAAACGAGCAACGAAGCAGAAGUAACGGACGAGCUAUUAAGUGAGGGUCAGGUAUUUGCCAGUUUUUAAGUGCGAGUGUGCAAUGUGUGUAAAGUUGUAAAGAGAAUCCGAGGAGACCUUUUAAGAAAGUGAGUGUGUAAGUGCGAAUACUUUUUUAAAACACAGAAAAGCCAAGCAAUUUAGCAGCGUGUGGAGGAGCGAGACAUCUAGUUAUCUUAGGAUUUAUAGGACGAGGCAACGUAUAAGACAUAAGGAUACACACGCACACAGGGUGUGAAGACGAAGGCCGUAUCGCGUGUAUUGGCUGUUUGAGCGAAUUUUUAUUACGAACAAGUGCAAAGCGCUUUUAGGAGGCAACCCAGAAUAAAGAGAGCAGCAAAACCCAGUAGCAAAACAGGAAGCUGCUCUAGUAACUAGCAAAACUACUCACCUCGAGGGUAAGAAGCAAACGGUGACAACGUGUAUGUCUGUUCAGAUUCAGACGCGGAGUACCUAAAAUCCACUCAGCUGUAGCAUCGCUGUAAGUCGCGAAGUCGCGCGAAGCAUCUAGUCAUACACCUACUCCCGACGUGUGCAAGUCACCUCGGGACAGCGAAUCCAGCUGUAAAACUCACUUUCCUAGCCAAGUACGGUGACGGUUUUAAAACGCAAACCAGCAAAGGCAUACCAGCGAAGACGAUCGUAAUAGCAAGUGCGAGACGUUCGUGAGCGCGCGCGCUAUAAUAUAGGCAGCAGAACAAAUAAUUAAGCAACAGAGAAUCCAUCCAUCUUAUUAAGAUUAGCGAACACAGUAGUACCGCAGCCGGCGACACGAUGAUCUCGAACGGGUUGGAAACGGUGCAGCAGAAUGGGCGGUCCGGUUCGAUUGGCAGCGGCCAGGAGGAUAGCAAGACGAACCUGAUCGUCAACUAUCUACCGCAGACGAUGACACAGGAGGAGGUAAAGUCACUGUUCUCCAGCAUCGGCGAUGUAGAGAGUUGUAAGCUGAUCCGCGACAAAGUUACCGGGCAAAGUCUUGGGUACGGUUUCGUCAACUACCAUCGGCCGGAGGACGCGGAGAAGGCAAUCAACACGUUCAACGGGUUACGGCUGCAGAACAAAACGAUCAAGGUGUCGUUUGCCCGGCCGAGCUCGGACGCGAUCAAGGGUGCCAACCUGUACGUGUCCGGUCUGUCCAAGAGCAUGACGCAGCAGGACCUGGAGAAUCUGUUCAACGCGUACGGGCAGAUCAUCACCUCCCGCAUACUAUGUGAUAACAUUACCGGCCUAUCGAAGGGCGUCGGCUUCAUCCGGUUCGAUCAGCGGUCGGAGGCGGAACGGGCGAUCCAGCAGCUGAACGGUACCACACCGAAGGGUGCCUCCGAACCGAUCACGGUGAAGUUCGCCAACAAUCCUAGCAAUAACAUCAACAAGGCGAUCCCACCGUUGGCCGCAUACCUAACACCAACACCGAACCUGCGCCGCUUCCCGCCCGGCCCGAUCCAUCCGCUCAGUGGCAGAUUCAGCCUGCCAUCGAACUUUAGCCGCUACUCGCCGCUAACCGGCGACCUCGGCAGCUCAGUAUUAUCCGCAAACGCAAUCAACGGAUCCGGCUGGUGCAUCUUCGUGUACAACCUCGCACCGGAAACGGAAGAGAACGUGCUGUGGCAGCUGUUCGGUCCGUUCGGUGCGGUCCAGAGCGUGAAGGUGAUCAAGGACCUGCAGACGAACAAGUGCAAAGGGUUCGGGUUCGUGACGAUGACCAACUACGACGAGGCGGUCGUCGCCGUCCAGUCACUCAACGGCUACACGCUCGGCAACCGCGUCCUGCAGGUUAGCUUCAAGACUAACAACACCAAGUCGAAGGCCAAUUAAAAAUGGGAAAAAUUUUAAGUUUCUUUAACACCAUUCUUAUCGCUGUCCCGCGCGAGGACGGGUCGGGGUGUUGGUGUUGGUGAAUACACUCGGUUCGGCUCUCCAGCAAGCCGUGGUUACCGUUUACCACACGCCCCUCGCCCAUCCUUCCCAUUCCUUCCCCUGAAUUCCUCUUUCUCAGGUUAUGUUCUUCUCUUACGAGAGUUGUAGUACCAGGUGCCGCAGUUAGGAAAACCAAAAAAUCUAUCCUUGGUUGACGUUUACCCUUUUUUUGAUCCGCCUCAAGCAACGAUGAACAAAAUCUGGAGCAGAACAAAGGAGAACAAAUAGAAAGCUCUCCAAAAACCGCCCAAAAAUUGGGCAGGAUUGGCAAAGUACAUACUUUGCUGAUGAGGCUGUAUUAAGGCACCGAGUUUUAAGGCUUCGUGUUUGUUAAUUUUACAAACAUUUUUCUGCACACCAAUACGCACAUGUGAUGUACACAGUACACACACAUACACAAAACAGAAGCCAGCAAAGACACGCACAAAACGGUGCAAGGCAUGAGGGUGGGUUUUAUAGUGAUCACUUUAUUGAUACAGUCGACAAUUUGAGUCGAAAACGUCAAACGGUAGCCAGUGGUACGUACUGAACCAUUUUUUUUUAUUUAUUUCCGUACCCACGAUAUUUAUUUAUUUAUUCCAAAGACCCAGUUUCGCCGAGUGCUUGUUUUGUCCUUCCGUUUUAUUAAUAUUUAAGUUGGGUUGGGCCCGCAAUUUGUGCAAUAACUAUUUAACUUCUCAACCAUAACUAACACGUCUAGUAGCGAUAACCGAUGAGAUGCAUUUGAUCUGGAAAUGCACGAAGAACAACAACUGGUGACACGCGUCACUAACGAACAUCGCGUCAUUUUUGUUUUUUCUGCUCCCCUCGUAACCUCCCACCUCAUCCCAGCUCCUCUUCCUCCUCCCGUGUCCCAUUUACCCUAAAUGGUACCCUAGUGAAAUUGAUAAAUUAGAGUCAAAUUGCCCGUCAACGCUCAAAUAAUCUUUGUAAAGCAAAUAUAUUAAAUGUAAAUGAUAUGUUAGAAUGAAAAACAGAAGAAAAAAAACAAAACGGAAGAAGCAGAAUUAUCCCUAAACACGCGUAAAAGCGAAACAAAUGCGCUUGAAGAAAGAGAGAGAGGAGACAGAAAGAGAAAAAAGAAAAAACGGCAAAACCACAACUAGUUUUUACUACUAACGAGAGCUGUCAAAAAAGACAAGGGAAAGAGCAAGUAAACGGUGCUGUGAUGUGUCACCGUCAUGCACGUGUACCCCAUAAAAGUGUUUAUAUCGAAAAAACCCAGUCUAGAACAAUGUGUAUGUGCAAUAAUAAUCAAUCUUUAAUGAAACCAAACAAAACGAACUAACGAAAACAUGCAAAACGCUGGCGGCGACAUUUGUGAGAUAAGAGAGAGAGAGAGAGAAAGAGCGAAAGAGAGCAACUGUGAAUUAAAGUAAUAUAUAGUUUAGUGAAAAUCCCAUACUAACAAAAAAAAUGUCACCUGGGGACGGUGAAAACAAAACUGACGCUCGUUCGGUUUCUCCCGGAGCACGGAGAAACAGGGACACUUAAACAUACUCACGCAGACAACCCACGAAUGGCAGAGUGGAUGGCGAUGAAGAAACGUUUUAAAAUUUUUGUUUUUCGAGCUGUGGUGAACUAUUUGCGCAAUACUUACAAUAUUAUGGCCCCUGCUCAGGGAGGCCCGUUUUGUCUCGUAUCUCGUUAGGUUAGGUUCUGUAUUUAUUUUCCAACCCCACGCUAAUGAAUAAUCUCGUGUAAGUGUAUUUAUUUAUUUAUUAUAGCGCUUAGUAUAUGUGCGUCUAGUAUCACUUACAGACAUACAAAAUCCACACACAACCACAGCUAGCUUUACUGGUAUUUACUAAGUUGUCACUUGUCAGAUUUAUUCCACGCUCGGAUACUAAGCAGCUUCAGCAGAUCAAAACAGCGGGCAGGUCUCUGGGACGAAAGUCUCUCAUUUUUAUCUUUUAUAUACUCACUUACACAUUCUCUUAUCUUAUUUGUACUCUACUGUUUACACAACCACACACCACUAAGUAAGCCUGAUGAGUAUUUCUUCUCAUUCGAAUGCGUAACGUAUUAUGAUUAUUCUCCUGGAUGUAUUUUUGUGCAUUUUGUGUGCAUUAAACUUAUGAUUAAUCUCGGCUUGUUUCCUCGAGCGGCGCAGAGAUAUACUUGCAUGAGCAAACAAACAUAACAGCAGCAAAAAAAGCAGUGCACACCAACACACUAGAGCACAAACGAAACCGGCAAAAACUCACACAAAACACAAACCAAUACGGACACGGAAUGUAUUACGUUCCAUGUACUUUCUUUCUAUUUUAUCCAUUUAAUUCUAAUUAAUCGAAUAAUUGUAUCGUAUUACCCCGUAUUGUAAAACACGCAACAACUAAACGAAAAAAAAACACACACACUCACACGCAUCUAAACAAAAUGGCGAAACCCAUUAUUAUGAAUAGUAAUUUAUCUUCACUCAGUGCACGUGCGCUUCUCUUCCUCUCUCUCUCUCUCUAUCAUUCUCCUUUUUUUAUUCUCACUUUCAAUCAUCGCAAAACGCGUUAUGGCGAGAGGGAAAAGGAAAGAGCGAUAAUGUGAGUGAGACAAAGAGGGAGAAAGCGUGCCUGCUUAACAUUUCGGGUAGCUUCUUAACAAGGGUUUACUCGCGAUGUGGGAGUAUUUAACGAUAAGUUUAAAUAAGAUGUUCAAUAAUUUAGCACCUAUGUUAUUCCUAGUAUGAAUAUGUGUGUAUGUGUGUACGGAGAGGUUGAAGGUGACGUGAUGGCCUCGACCUCCUUCCAAAUCCUCUCCCGUUCCCCUUUACCUGCACCAAAAGGAAAUUGUGUGACGGAAAAAGGUUUGGAAAGGUUGAGCAAGCGAGCGAAAGAGGAGACGAAAAGUUUAGUAGAAAAAUUUCCAAAUUGAUACAAAAAUUAAUUUGAACGUUAAAUGAAUCUUGUACGAUGUGUUUUAGAACUUCCCUCUCAAAUGUGUUUUUUUAUCGGUCGGUGUUCUAGUUUUGCCAGUUUUGACAGCUAACAACGUGAACUUCAACAACUGACUUACUACUACCUGAUUACUACUAACAUACCAAAAAGGGGCUCUUCCCGGAGUAGUAUAUCACCCUUUGGGACAGCAACAAAGUAAGAUAAUGUAAACCAAACGCCGUGUGCAGAAGAGGUGGAGGAGGUGAUGAAGUGUUUUAGUCAAGAAUGGGCGAAAGAUCGCGCAAGCGAGAGAGGGAGAGCGAUACGAGAUAUCUUUGUAGUAAAAUUUUCAAUUCUGUGACUUUUUCACCCUUUUUGCCCGCAUGUGUUUUUUGGUCCUCUUCUUUGUCCAUUGAUGGGUUUUGGGAUUCGCUGAAGUGUGAGGAAGAAACUGAGCUGCACGAAAAAAAUCGAGCAAAAGCUAGAGGUGACGUCGAGGCGAGAAGCAUCGCGAAAACUGGAGCAAAAACCUAGUGGGAAGAAAAGAAGGAAAAAAAACAAACAAAAGCAAAAAAACUUUAAUUCAUAUUUAGCCGAACUAAGUUUAAUAAAUGAAAUCUAAUUGUGCUUAAAAAACUAAUCAAUUUAAUCAAUCACUUUAACCUGUAUUUGAGAAUAUAUGGAAUAAUCGUAAUAUAAUUUAAAGAGAGCAACCAAACAGCAACAAAAUGGCGGAAACUGUGUAACGUAAUUUGUACGGAUAUACCAUAACGCACAAGAGGAUACUAGCAGCGUACACUACACACAGACACACAAAAAAAACUCUCCUGAUCCCCUUCGUUCCCGUUCUUUUCUCCUGCUUGAUCCAGCUACUCUCCUGAAUCAAACUGUUUUCCCAGAAUUGGUAGUGUUAUGCGUUUGCCGUAUGAGUUGGCUAUGUUCUCAGGACAAUGUUACAGUCAAAAGGAAAAGCAAACUAAGCAAAAGAGAUGUAGAAGAGACGUGCACCACACAUACACCUACACCUAAAAGAUGCAUGUUGUUUGUUUGUUUUUUUUUUUCUGUCUUUCUGUGUAUGAUGCAAACUAAUAAAGGAAAUUUUACUUUUGUUUCCCAUAAGUCCUAUAGUCAUGUUGACGUUUGCUAAAUUAUCAAGUUCGCAAAAUGGCUUCCGUCCUCGCGUUCUUUUUUCCACCCUUCAAACCCUUCACCUUCCCAUUGAUAGUCUUGCCAAUCAAGACACACACACACACGCAGUGCAUAUGCACUGUACAGUCAAACGCGAUGAAGCAAAUGAGUUCUAAAAGUUUAUCAAAAUCAAAUGGGAAUAGAGAGAUUUUUGUAUGAGAAAAAGGCUUUCGAAAUGAGGGAGCGCGUGGGAUGAAUGUGAAAGGACGAGGACGAAAUGAAGUCCUAGCGUGCACCACCUACAAGUCUGCAUACAGACUCACAGAUCCCCACACCAAUAAAUAUACACCAAAGCAAUGCGUGCCAUCUUGAAACGCACAAUAAGGAGGGAAAAGGAUAAAAAAGCGAGGAAAAACGGAAAACUACAAAAAUCAUAUAUAAAAAUAUAGGAACGAAAUUUUUUCUUCUAGUCAAAAGGUGCUUUUUAGUCAAAAUUCUCUACCGAUGGCAGAAAGUGAAAUUGGGUUGCCGCAUAGUUAGCAGAACGUGCACAGCAUUAUGCUAUUUAAAAAAAAACGAAGCUACUAAAGAUCGGCGAACGUGCAGUGAGGCAAAACGAUGAGGGGGAAAUAUUAGCUAAAAGAAAAACCAAAAACUUAACUUACUUUAUACAAUGUAAUUAUUGAUAUCUUUUUUGUGUUGAAAAAAUGGUGUAGUUACUAUGUGAUGAGAUGAGCACAUACAAGAUGAUAAAAAAUCCGACAAAAGUCUUAUUUAAGCAAAUGAUUGCAUGCCUUUUGUCAUAUGCAUUACAUGCAUACAUCUAUGCGCAAAAAAGAGUGAGGUUGAUUAUCAUCGGGGUUUGUUCAUCUCUCCCGAAUAACUAAAGCAUACUUGCCAUUUUCUUUCACGUCUCUCCAGCAUCCUACCAAUACAUUCUUGCAUGAAGUGGGUUCUAUUUUCGGUUUAAUCUCCGUCACAUCGUCACGCCACGCAACUAAAAGCAAUGCAUGUGAAUGUAUUCCUUGUAUGUUUACGCAAACUUUCACACACUCAGAUAAGUUAAUGAGCAUAUAAAGAAAAUGGCUCCCCGAGCCCUUUUGUAAAGCCUACACAUACCUACCUAUAUUCAAUGCCAUGUCAAUGUCACCCCUUUAUUGAACGUUAUUAUGUGUCUUCAAAAAUCAAUUACCUAUAUCUUCGAUUCCUCGAUACCGGAUUUGACGAUUUGACAUAGAGAAAGUGUCUGUAUGAUUAUAACAAUGUGCUCGAGAUUUAACAACAAUAUGGCGGAGAUUGCUUAAAGUGUGCGUUACAUCAAAAUCGGUUAUUGAUAUGAACAUGGAGACACUUGAUCUAUUACCUAAGCAACGUUUUAAUGAACAACAACAACUAUCACAACAUUCAAACACACACACAUACAGGCAGCCCAAAAUAACUUCACCACACACACACGUACAUACUCAUUCACGAGCAAAAAAGCGAGAAAAAACAGAGAAUGGAAACGUGUACUAACUACUUCUUACUGAAACUACUAACCACUAACUAACUACUAAACUAUCAAUCAAACCACAGGAGAUAAGGAAUCUGUUAAUGUUUAUCUAUGUAUGCGCGCGCAAGUGUGUGUGUGUGUCUGUUCGUGUAAGAAGAAGAAAAACACAUUUCAACCAGUAUAGCGAAUAUUGAACGAACCAAAAACGAAGUAUUUACCACACUUUGUCUCCCAUUCCUCCCAAUCAGCUCCUGCCCCUAAAAUUUAAAUCUUCCCUUUUGUAACUACAAAACAUCAACAAACACAAAAACCAUAAAAGACGAAGAGACUGUUGUAGUGGUGGUAGUAGUUGUGUGGCGGUUUUCUGCUCCGAUAAUACGCUAUUUAGCAGAAAAGUGAACAGAUUUGUGAAGGAUUGCUGUCAGCAAGGAAGGAAUAAGUAAUCUACCACCCCAAGCCCCCCCCCCUCCUUCCCACUUCUCUUGCCUCCCCUGCUAUAGCGCAAAACUCCCGAAGGGCAAUCGAAAUAUACUGAAACAAUUGGAAGAUAAUACUAAAUUUCGUAUCCUUCUUUAUCUAUGUCUUGUACUGUUUAACGCUUUAUUAUUUCAGUAUCUUGUGUUAAAAAAAUUGGAUUACUAUCAAACCCUUAUUAAAAGAAAGAAAUAGCAGUGAGUGUGUGUAAUUUCGACUGCUUGUUUAAUGCCCAGCUCGAGAACGAAUUGGUAGAUCCUAUAUAUCACAUGAACACAGCAACACUAGCUUAUACCAUUUAAAAUUCUCUAAAUGUAGACUGUAAAAAGGGAUUCGCAUUUAUUACUGUCGUUUUUUUUUAUGGUUCAUGUUUGUCAUGCGCACGUUAGAUUCAAUCAUAACCAACUUAGUUUGCCAACAUUUUGUGUGAUUGUCUGCAUACUUGCUGUUUAGAACUCCGUCUCCGUCUAAGUGUAUGCGCGCAUAGCCAUCGGUGUAGGCGCAUGGAUGCUAACAGUUGUUCUGUGGUGUAAUAAAUCACCCCCGUCCCAGUAUGUGUUUGUAUGUUGUGUUGGAUGUAAGCUAAUAGAUUCGGGGUGUAUGUAUUUUCUCCUUCUUCGCCCAACGUUUGAUAGACGUGGCGGUGACAGCUUAAGAAAAGAAGCACUAUGCAGAGGAGCACCGAGAGCAGAAGCGAAAGAGAACCCAUUAUAGAAAGACUGGACUGUUGUAAAAACUAUGAACUGAUGAAAGUGUAACCCAGCCUAUCCUUGUGUUUUGUAGAUGUGAGGCAAGGUAAAAUAAUCUGUGUGUAAUGAUAUGUAUUCGUUCAAACGGAAAUAAAAUACCAAAAAAAAGGUUAAUCAUGUAGAAACAAAGGGAUCCUUUUAGCUUCGUGCGCGCUUGCGUAAGCCGGCUACGUCCGUGUCCAAAAUAAGGGAAGAAAAGCAAGAAUCAGGCAGAAAGAGAGAGCGAGAGAGAGAGAAAGAGAAAGAGAUAGAGAAGGGAAAUAUAACUCAAAUUUUUGAACUAUUAAUCGUUAUCCUUCGAACGGACGGACAGGUGUGCUUAGGCAAAUUAACAUAUAUACAAACGUAAAUGAAUUGUAGGGGAUUUUUUUUUAUAAAACUCAUUAAAAAACGCCAGCACAACAUACACAGUGUGGGGUGAGGGACAAGGUGGGCCAUUUUUAAACUCAACGCAACGCGCCCGUCUGUAUAUGAUAUGGUUUGUGUCCUACAGGUAGCUAGCAUUGAUCUGAUUGGUGGUAUGGAUCUAAAUAUGCAACUUAGCCAUACACGCGACUUACAGGUUUUUAUACAUGUAUAAAGGGCAACUUUCAGCGUGGCACAAUAUGUACACAUACACACAGAUGCACAUCCAAUUUGAAGUACAAGUGGUGGGAGAGAAGAUAGAUUUUCCAAUUAUCCAACAAAAAAAAUAAUAAAAACGGGAAUCGAAUCAUCCAAUACAAUCACAGUGCAAUACAAAUAUAGACUAAAUAAUCCCUUUUGUGGCACCAUUUAGAGGUCCAUAAUGUCGAGUGUUUUAGCGGCGAGCGAACGAGAACGCGAAAGCGGAAUCGGGUAUUGAAAAAAAAAGCCGUUGAACGUUUUUUGCUGCGUUUUGCGUCCCUUGCAGGCGUAGGGAACAGUAGAAAGCGCCGGCAUGUAUGCAAUUUCACAGUAACACAGUUCGGUAUUAGAGGCUUUUUCUUCUCUGUAGUAGCCGCUCUUUGGUUUAACUGAUCUCUAUUGCCCAGCUAUGUAUGUGUAUGUGUGUGUGUGUGUUUUAAACAGCAAAAAAAGAAAGGAAGACUUCAUCGAUGUGUGUGUAUGUGUAGAUGAAAACUCCAGUAAGGCAUAACGGUUUUGACAGUUAUAAGGCAACAGAAGAACACCAAACACGUUUUGUGGAAAAAACAAACGAGUAUGGACGAGUGAUACAUAAAAGAUAACUAGCAUUAAACCCGUGACAAAGCCAGGUAUAGUUGAAUUUUGGUCGUGCGUUACUGAGGAGAGAACAGUCGAGAUCCAGUAAGAUUGUACACUUCAGGCUAAAAAAAUCUCCCCAAAUUUUUCUGAAGAAUCUGGAGGAUCACUCUUCUCUGAAGUCGGAAGUGUCAGAGCGUAAAAAAAACACUACAGAAACAAUCUCAGACGUCUGGGAAAAGGAAAUGAAAACCUAAAAUACCAAAAAAGCGAGUCAUCGAGUCUAGUGAAUAGUAAAUGUCUUCAAAAUUCCCUCCCCAAUACAAAACUACAGCAAGCAUGGAGAUAACGUAUCCUUAUAAGUUAAGCAUGAACAGAUUGUGCCCAAUAUCUGAUCUAAACAGACAAAACUAGGCAAGUCGGAGAAACCGGUUGACUGUGGGUGUAGCUCUCGGGGUGCCCUAGUUUUUUGGACGUAACCGUGAGUUCGUCAUUCAAUGUCAGCUCUUGAGCAUUAUACGUCGGUGUCGUACUGUAUGUGGAAUUUGUGUCGUUACUGCUUUAUCCAGCCUGCCCUCUUUAGGGUUGGAGUUAGAACCGGGGAAACAGAUCGUACUUCAGUUCAUCGUAUGUGAAUACUAUUUCCUUCCGUUUUUCUAGAAUAGUUGUCCCUUUGCGUACUUUGUUUUUUUUCACCUAUUUCUAUCUGUCUCUCUCUUUCUUUCUCUCGCUCUCUCUCUCUCUGUGUCUUAUUCUUCAGACAUCCUGACCAGAGCAUAGUCUAGAUAAAUGUAUCAAACAAGUGGGUCACAAUGUACAGAAAUGCUACAGAAAAACCCCUCAAAAACUCUGGCAAGGACCCUGGAAGGACAGGGAAAGAGAUACAAAGAAAGAAAGAUGGAGAGAGAAGAGUAUAGGUGCAAUUUAAUACAAUAAUCGUGCAACAGACAAUUAAAUAAUGCAACAUAUAAACAAACACACACACACACAAACACACAAGAAAAUAUGAGGAAGCGAACCGAUAAACAAUAUCAGUAUUCAGCGUGAUGAAAAUCAAUUCAUUCGAUCAAUGAAGAGCAGAAGGACAGCAAAAAAA